AUGUUCUUUUGCAUCUUCUGGUUCGUCGUACCUAUAGACUCAACCUUCAGAAAUAAACGAUUGAAAUUAGAAGAACGUCAAGCAAUUGCAAAGUUUCUUUUGAAAGAAAGUAAGGAAGGAAGUCUUAAAUAUGGAUCUAUAACACAAGCUGCGAUGUUGUUCAAGAAAUCAAUAAGAGCUAUUCAGCGCAUUUGGAAACAAUGUCAAUCAUCAGUUGAUAAUGGUAUGUCGUCGUUAGAUGUGUCUUUAAGACUUAGAGGUAAAGUUGGAAGAAAACGGAUUGGAGUUGACAUUAAUCAAGUCAAAGAAAUUCCACUUUGUCGUCGAACAAAUAUUCGAUCUCUGGCUUUUGCGAUGAACAUGGCAAAAUCAACCGUCUUUCGGCAUGUGAAAGAUGGAACUCUUCGGCAACAUUCUAAUUCUAUCAUGCCACAGUUAACCGAAGGAAACAAAAAGUGGUUUUUUUUGUCCAAAAAAGUUGAAAGGUACUACCUACUUCCUGGAGAGCAUGAGCCAGAUCCGUAUCGUUCUUACAAAAGUAAAAAUGUUAUUCCAAAGGUUAUGUUUAUGGCUGCUUGGUUUUUUUUGUCCAAAAAAGUUGAAAGGUACUACCUGCUUCCUGGAGAGCAUGAGCCAGAUCCGUAUCGUUCUUACAAAAGUAAAAAUUUUAUUCCAAAGGUUAUGUUUAUGGCUGCUGUAGCACGUCCUCGAUUUGAUGAAAAUGGAAUUGAGUUGUUUUCUGGAAAAAUAGGUAUUUUUUCGUUUGUAGUUAAGGAACUAAGCGGAAUAGCAAAAAUCGAACAGCAGGAACUAUGGAAACAAAGACCAUUCAGUCAGUAA
Capsicum annuum is the source of this 840-nucleotide messenger RNA. RefSeq lists its product as uncharacterized. The record is from RefSeq and is a predicted model, not a curated record. NCBI's taxonomy places the organism in Eukaryota, Viridiplantae, Streptophyta, Magnoliopsida, Solanales, Solanaceae. Bases 1 to 840 code for a protein of 279 amino acids. The transcript is spliced from 3 exons.